UCCAUUUUGCAGCGGGCAAACAAAAGCACACGCAUCUGCCGACUGCCCACUAAAACGGUGUGUAAUAUGAUAGACAAACCCAACAUCAUGAUUACGAGACAUCAAUGGGAAACUAUAUUUCCAGAACGAUGGGGUGUUGGUCAACACUGGAAAGAUAACUAUCCAUACACACUCGGUUUCUAUCCGGAAAUGCAGUUUGAUUAUUAUUCGUACGAAAACUUCUGUGCCGCAGUCCAGGCCAUGUCCUACCGCGGAUUCGACAAUUUUUGCAGCGAGCCAAAAGCCUCUCGUGAGGACAAUCGCCGUGAACUCGCGGCGUUCCUGGCACACAUCUCGUUUGAGACCUCUGAAGGAAUGCACGCACUGUAUCACAGAGAAGAGGAACAACAUGAACAAUACCAGAGUGGUUCUAUAGAAUUGUAUCGGGAUGUGGCCAAAACCAACUACAAGAUGAGCGAUAGUCCAGUCUACUAUCCACUCGGUCACCGUCGAGCAGAACAAUUGAAAUUUAAUCGACAAUCAUAUCAUGGACGUGGACCGGUCCAACUGCGCUGGGCUUACAAUUACGGAAAAUUCAGUGAAGUUGCGUUUGGAAAUCCGAAUAUACUACUGAACAAACCGGACAUGUUGUUGGAAGAUGGCAAGCUUGGUUUCAUGUCAGCCAUAUGGUAUUGGACCACUACACCGAAGAAUGUGGUCACCCCGCAUGACUAUAUGCAUGAUCAUCGUACAAAGUUUGGGUAUUGCGGAUUCGGGCACACGAUCGCCGCAAUGAACGAAGAUUUCGAGCAAAAUGCUGCGGAAUUCGGUCCGUACGUCCGCGAUCGUGUGGUCUUUUUCCGUCGAUGUGCCGAAGUUUUGGGCGUGCCUGUGGGCCGGUUCACCAUUGCUCAUUUGGAUACAAUGGGAAUUUGUGAAUUCCACAACUUGUCGCUGGGCGGUGACAGGUUCCGCACCGAGUCCUCAACAUGUGCGACAUUCUAA
Echinostoma caproni is the source of this 984-nucleotide messenger RNA. The record is from the annotation of a GenBank genome assembly. NCBI's taxonomy places the organism in Eukaryota, Metazoa, Platyhelminthes, Trematoda, Plagiorchiida, Echinostomatidae.